This is a messenger RNA of Cuculus canorus (common cuckoo), 3287 nucleotides long. It is a transcript of the gene SLC29A4, whose product is annotated as solute carrier family 29 member 4. Gene Ontology annotation, biological process: nucleoside transmembrane transport. The transcript has 11 exons. The record is from RefSeq and is a predicted model, not a curated record. Bases 782 to 2365 code for a protein of 527 amino acids. Gene Ontology annotation, molecular function: monoamine transmembrane transporter activity; nucleoside transmembrane transporter activity. NCBI's taxonomy places the organism in Eukaryota, Metazoa, Chordata, Aves, Cuculiformes, Cuculidae. Gene Ontology annotation, cellular component: plasma membrane.
CCUUCCGAGGAUCCUUCCCGGCUCCCCAACAUCCUUCUCCGCUCCCGAGCGUCCUUCCCUACUCCUGAGGAUCCUUCCCGGCUCCCGAGCAUCCUUCCUGGCUCCCCAGCAUCUUUUCCCACUCCCCAGCAUCCUUCCCCCGGUGCAGUUUCCUCCCCCCUCCCUCCAGCGAGGGGCUUCUCCUUCAACCCCAGCACCACGGGGGUGGAAUCGCCUUGUUUAUGUCAACUUUGGUGCUUACGAAUCUUGGGGGGCCCCUUUCCCCAGAGCAAAAAUCUCUUCUCUGCCCUGAAGGGGAAGGCUAUGCUGCCCGGGGGUCCCCCGGGGUCUGUCCCUGGGUGAGUCCUCCCACCCCUACAGUGAUGGGGGACCCCCUCUCACCCUGCAUCCAGAAGGGCUGCAAGGCCCGAGUCCCCUCCCAUGUAGACAGGUUUAGAUCCAAACAGAGGGGAAAAUCCAAUCUACCGUGGCGCAGGGAUGCUCAGAGCAAGCGGGGCAGAUGGGUGCUGGGCGGUUGGUCCAGCACUGUGGCCAUGCAGUGAGCACAUCCCACUCUGUUCCCAACCCUGCGGCGUCAAGAAGUUUGGGCCACAGUAGGUACAAAGCAUUUCCAGCUGAUGUCUUCUCCAGGUGGGAUCUCUGCUAUGGAAAAAAAACCCUGCAAUGGGCUUUCCUGACAUCCUGGGACAUUCUUCCCAUUGGGUUUUAUUGCCUGGGGUAGCAUCAGGUGCAGCGGGGUGCUCGGUGAAGGGAAUCACAGCCAGCUCCUCCGUCAGCCACGAUGGGCUCUGUGGGUGCCGAGCGCUUCAAGGAGCUGAGCCCAGCGGGGACGCCGGAGGGCAACGUGGUCAUGAGCUUCAGCUUUGACAGCUACCAACUGGAGGAGGACGAGCUGCAGAGGGGCAGCCAGGCCAAGGGCAUUCUCACCUUCAUGGAGCCAGUUUCUGAGGAUCCCGAGCCCCAGGAUCGAUACCACGGAAUUUACUUUGCCAUGCUGUUGGCUGGGGUGGGAUUUCUCCUGCCAUACAACAGCUUUAUCACCGACGUGGACUACCUGCACCAUAAAUACCCAGGGACCUCCAUCGUCUUCGACAUGAGCCUCACCUACAUCUUGGUGGCCUUGGUAGCUGUCAUCCUCAACAACGCACUGGUGGAGCUGCUGAGCUUGCACACCCGCAUCUCUGUGGGCUACCUCUUUGCGCUGGGGCCUCUGCUCUUUGUCAGCAUUUGUGACGUCUGGCUGGAGCUCUUCACCCGCAGGCAAGCCUACGCCAUCAACCUGGUUGCUGUCGGGGUGGUGGCCUUUGGCUGCACAGUGCAGCAAUCCAGCUUCUACGGCUACACGGGGCUGCUGCCCAAACGCUACACGCAAGGGGUGAUGACGGGUGAGAGCACAGCUGGAGUCAUCAUCUCGCUCAGCCGCAUCUUCACCAAGCUGCUGCUGUCAGACGAGAAGGAGAACACAGUCAUCUUCUUCUUCAUCUCCAUCGGCAUGGAGCUGACGUGCUUCAUCCUCCACCUCCUGGUGAAGCGCACCCGCUUUGUCCGCUACUACACCACCCGCUCUCGCAAGGGUCUCCCUGAGCUCCGGGGGGCUAGUGAGCACGGGACAGGCUACUGUGUCCACCAUGAUGUUACCACUGAAGACGUCCGAUUUGAGAACCGGCCAUGGGGGCAGCUGAGCUCCCCUCAAGGCAGCCCAGGCCCUGAAGCUGAGCUGGCCGGCAGUGGCACCUACAUGCGCUUCGAUGUCCCUCGGCCCAAAAUCAAGAGGAGUUGGCCCAGCUUCAGAGACAUGCUGCUCCACCGCUACGUCGUGUCCCAGGUCAUCUGGGCCUACAUGCUCUCCAUCGCCAUGACCUACUUCAUCACGCUGUGCCUCUUUCCUGGGCUGGAGUCAGAGAUCCACAAUUGCACGCUGGGGGAAUGGCUCCCCAUCCUCAUCAUGGCCAUCUUCAACCUCUCCGACUUCGUUGGCAAGAUCCUGGCUGCCCUGCCCUAUGACUGGAGAGGGACCCACCUCCUUGUCUACUCCUGCCUCCGUGUGGUCUUCAUCCCCCUCUUCAUCAUGUGCGUCUACCCCAAUGGGAAGCCCACCUUUGGCCACCCUGCCUGGCCCUGCAUCUUCUCCCUCCUCAUGGGCAUCACCAAUGGCUACUUUGGCAGUGUUCCCAUGAUCCUGGCUGCUGGGAAAGUGAGCCCCGAGCAGCGGGAGCUGGCAGGGAACACCAUGACUGUGUCCUACAUGACGGGCUUGACGCUGGGCUCAGCCGUGGCGUAUUUUGCCUACAGCCUCACCAGUACUUCUCACAGUACCUGUUUCUACACUGAAACCUCCAACAGCUCCUUUACAUCAGGGUACUGAGCCCUGGGGUGGGGCGAUGGGGACAAGAUGGAAUGCACUUCCCAUCAUGGUCCCCACCACCCAUCUUGGCCCAUGUCCCUGCUCAAGGAAGGAACCCAGAGCCAGAAAGCUGCCCCAGGGCAGACAGGGAUCAUCAUCCCAUGGGCGUGGGGCUGUGGCAUCCCAAAGUGGCCCAUGAUGCCCAGCCAGGCGCCGCACAGGGCCACUUCUUGGGGUGACAUUCCUUCUCCACCCUGGGGGACAGUCCCGUUGCUCUUGGGGGUGCUCCCCAUCAGUGAAGCGCAGCUCUCUGGUGAGAUGGGGUCUUCUCUUUGAACCAAGCCAUUGCCAGGAGGAAGAAAAUACUGCCAAAUCCCAAAGGGAACAGGACCAGCACUGGGGAGGAGGGUGCCAGAGGGUUGAUGAGGAAAAGAGGAAGGAAACGCUCUUGUAGGCCCCAAUGGUUCUGGGUGGGUCUUUGCUUUCUAUGAUGGUGCUCCAGGUUUUCACCAAGACUGGCUUGAAACAACACUUCCUCCCCAAAUACGCCAAUCUCUGUGUAAGACCCCAUUCACUUCUGCUGGUUGGGAAAAAAAAAAAAAAAAAUCUCUUUUUUUCUUCUGUUUGUGUCUCGUUUUUUUUCUCCCCCCGACUGUGAGAGAGGCAGGGCCUCGCCUCCCCCUCACCCUGCGCUGUGGGUCUGAGGAGGAUCUCGAAGCCACAGCACUGCAGAUGUCACCCAUGGGCAACGGCUGAGCUUCAGGAUUUGUUGUAAGAGACAGAAAUGAAGGUGAUGGCAGAUUAAAGGCCUUUGUAAGCUGCCCAGCCAUCCGCCACGCCACUGGCACCGGCCCAGCCUGGCCCUGCAGGCACUCGGCUGCUGCUGCUGGGCUGGCAAAGCCAGGGCCAUGCCUGCUGCCCAUCCUGUUGGGUUUUGAGGUCC